CGCAGGAGUCCAUUUUAGCGGGGCAGCCCCGGCCCAGGGCCGGCGGCGGGAAGGGCCGUCAGCCUCCCGCGGGGACCCGCAGCGCCCGGCGGGGCGGGGGAGAGCCGGCCCGGGGAGGGAGAGAGGCGUGAGCCAUCCCACAAACACACGCUGAGAGCUUGUGGCAGCAGAGAGCAGCGUUUGGGUUGGAUUCUCCCCCCACCCCCCUCCUCCGUCUCCUUUUUUUUUUCUUUUUUUUUUUCUUUUUUUUUUUUUCCUUUUCUCUCCAAAAAACAUGGCUGAAGCUGGGAUGGGCUUUUUGGAACAGCUCAAGUCUUGCAUCGUCUGGUCCUGGACUUAUCUCUGGACGCUGUGGUUCUUCAUCAUGCUCUUCCUCGUCUACAUCUUAAGGGUGCCGCUGAAGAUCAAUGACAAUUUAACCACAGUGAGUAUGUUUUUGAACACUUUAACUCCCAAGUUCUACGUUGCCCUGACAGGCACAUCCUCAUUAAUCUCGGGACUUAUUUUGAUCUUCGAGUGGUGGUACUUCCGCAAGUACGGCACGUCCUUCAUCGAGCAGGUCUCGGUGAGCCACCUGCGCCCCCUGCUGGGCGGGGUGGACAACAGCGCGCCCAGCGCCGCCAGCGCCGCCGGCGGGGACGCGGACGCGAACCGGCAGAGCGUCUCCGAAUGCAAAGUCUGGCGAAAUCCUUUAAAUCUGUUCAGAGGAGCUGAAUAUAAUCGGUAUACAUGGGUAACAGGGAGAGAACCUUUGACUUACUACGAUAUGAAUCUUUCCGCACAGGACCAUCAGACAUUCUUUACAUGUGACACAGAUCAUUUACGACCUGCAGACGCUAUAAUGCAAAAAGCCUGGAGAGAGAGAAACCCUCAAGCCCGAAUUUCUGCAGCACAUGAAGCUUUGGAAUUGAAUGAGUGUGCUACUGCCUAUAUUCUCUUAGCUGAAGAGGAAGCAACAACAAUUGUAGAAGCAGAGAAGCUGUUCAAGCAAGCUCUGAAAGCUGGAGAGGGCUGUUACAGGCGCAGUCAGCAGUUACAGCACCAUGGUGCCCAGUAUGAAGCCCAACACAGAAGGGACACCAAUGUGUUAGUAUAUAUUAAAAGGAGGCUGGCAAUGUGUGCAAGGAAGCUGGGAAGGACCAGGGAAGCAGUGAAAAUGAUGAGAGAUUUGAUGAAGGAGUUUCCUCUGCUCAGCAUGUUCAACAUCCAUGAAAACCUGCUAGAGGCUUUGUUGGAACUGCAAGCAUAUGCAGAUGUUCAGGCAGUCUUAGCAAAGUAUGAUGAUAUAAGCUUACCAAAAUCAGCAACAAUAUGUUACACAGCUGCAUUGCUCAAAGCCAGAGCUGUCUCUGACAAAUUUUCUCCAGAGGCUGCCUCAAGGCGAGGGCUGAGUACUGCAGAGAUGAAUGCAGUAGAAGCUAUUCACAGAGCAGUAGAAUUUAAUCCACAUGUGCCAAAAUAUCUACUAGAAAUGAAAAGCUUAAUUCUGCCCCCUGAACAUAUUCUGAAGAGAGGGGACAGUGAAGCAAUAGCAUAUGCUUUCUUUCAUCUUCAACACUGGAAAAGAGUAGAGGGGGCAUUGAAUCUCUUACACUGUACAUGGGAAGGCACUUUCAGAAUGAUCCCCUAUCCUUUGGAAAAAGGACAUCUCUUCUACCCAUAUCCUAUUUGUACAGAAACUGCAGAUAGAGAACUACUACCAUCAUUUCAUGAAGUUUCAGUUUACCCCAAGAAAGAGCUUCCAUUCUUCAUCCUCUUCACUGCUGGACUCUGUUCUUUCACAGCCAUGCUUGCCCUCCUGACACAUCAGUUCCCAGAGCUUAUGGGGGUCUUCGCAAAAGCUUUUCUCAGCACCCUCUUUGCUCCUUUAAAUUUUGUGAUGGAAAAAGUAGAAAGUAUCCUGCCCUCCAGUCUGUGGCACCAGCUGACAAGGAUCUGAGGGAGCACACCGCUGACUGACUGCCAUGACAUCUUCUGUGCCAACUUUUUGUUGACCACAAGAAAGCAUGAUAAAAAAGGGAAGCAGUUCUAAGACUUAAAAUCACUUCAUGGAUUGUCUGUUCUCAUAAAAACUGUUUUGUUGUACAAAUUACAUUGCUGUUAGGUUCUAUUAUAUUUUGCCUUCAGAAAGAAAAACUCAAAAAUAAACUUUUGUGUAUUGUA
Messenger RNA from Pseudopipra pipra, 2163 nucleotides. It is a transcript of the gene ST7, whose product is annotated as suppression of tumorigenicity 7. Bases 275 to 1939 code for a protein of 554 amino acids. The transcript is spliced from 15 exons. The record is from RefSeq and is a predicted model, not a curated record. NCBI's taxonomy places the organism in Eukaryota, Metazoa, Chordata, Aves, Passeriformes, Pipridae.